UUCUUGGCAGCUCCGUUCUAUGCUGUCAGCCAACCCCUGGAAGGGGAGUGCUGGGGAAGGCCUUUCCCUUCCUAGGCUUCCUUCCAAGAACACUCUGAACCCCCAGGAGGAAGAGGCUGGUGUGAAUCCAGAUGCACUCAGCGCCAACCAGCCUGGGAGCGGAUCUGAAACCUACUGAGUGGGGCCAUGUGCGAGACCGAGAGCCCAGGGGCAGCAGGGAGAGGAAGGAAGCUUGGCCCCACCGCGGUCAGUUGGGGCGGCAUGCCUGUUCCCAGCCUCCACGCCACAAAACACAGGGCAACAGAUGCUCAGCAAAUGGGUGUGUGGGAGUGAGACUUGGCCUCCCAUGGCAGGCGGGCAGGCAGUGUCACCGAAUUACUCAACAAAGCCACCUCGGCUUUGAACUUUGAGCCAGGCUCUGCUGGAACGAAGCAUGGGGGCUGGGGUGGGGUGGCCCUCACCACUGUGGAAAGGACGUCUGCCAUCCCCCUAGCCCCCAAAGUGGGAGAACACAGCCUGGGAACUCAGCCAAGAAACUGGAAAGUCACUGCACACCCGCAUUCUCAAGGAGUUUUACAGCUGGAGAGAAAGAGCGAAACACAAGCACAGCAGGGCUCUGUGGCCCUGGGCUUCGUGCCGGAGAGGAGAGCGAGGCCACCUGCCACGAACCUGGACUGCACACAAGAACAGCCAGGCUUAACCGAGCGAUUGCUGUGUGCCAGGACAGUCAUCCACAGGAUCCCAGGGCGUCCUUCCCCUGCUUCCUUGUGACGCAGGCACUGUUAUUAUCCCCAUUUUACUGAAAAAGGGACUGGUGGGCAGACAGAUGGAAGAACUUGCCAGGUCAUAUGGUUUCCCCGCUUCUGCUUUCCCCAAGGAGGGAUUUUCCCUAAACACGCGUUUUGUCUUGACUCUCACUGUCCAUGGCAGUGGGAUGACUUUUGUGACUGCAGAAGCCCCCUGGAAGGAUCUGCUCAGCUCCGGCCUUUUCCUUGGCUCCUCUGGGAAGAACACCCAGGAAGGGCCACGUAAGGACACAGUGAGAAAGUAACCAUCUGGAAGCCUGGAAAGCAAAUUUGCCAGCCCCUCCCAGCCUUCGGAACCGUGGGAAAAAAACACACCUGUUGUGUAAGUUACUCAGUCUCUGGUGUUCUCUGAGAUGGCUGCUGAAGGAUCCCUUAGCGCCUUUGGCCAUCUGCGCCCCGCCGAGAUGGGGUGCCACUCCAGUAAGACCACGCUUGUGGCAGAAGAGCCCCGCAAGUCUGGAGAGGAGCCGGAGGGAGAAGAGCCCAGCGUGGAGACCAGUACGGAGGCGGCGCUGGAGCAGGACGCCUCGCGGCGGGACGGAAGCCCUGAGCAGAGCUGAGGAGCUGUUCUCUGGAGAUCGAGGCUCACCUCUGUGGAGCAAGAGACAAACCCCAUCGUGAGAAGCUCCAGAGGGAGGAGAGACAGAUGCCCUGCGUUGGGGUUCAGGUUUCAGAAGUUACCCUCAGCUGGCUUUGCUAACGGGAGCUGUGGGUGGAUGCCCUUUCCCAGCCCUGGGGAAGAGGACGGAAGAAGCCUGCACACAUCCUGGAAUGUCAAAGACGUUUCUGGAAGCAGCCGAGCCUGGCGGCAGCCUGUGCUGGCUCCACUGUCUGUCGUGGGCUGUAGAGGUCCAGCGACCCCCCACCGGCCCCAGUUUCCUGCUCCGGGCUUGUGACAUUGACUGGGGUGUGUGGAUCUCUUCCUCUUCCCCUUCUCUCCUUUUUAUUCCAGCAGCUGGCAGAACAGCCCAUGUCCCCGACCAGAAGGCUUUGCAAUUUGGCUCUCUCUACACUGGUUGUAUGAAUAAUUGAAUAUCUAACUUGCAGUACUGUUAAUGAAUUAUGGGAAUGAUCAUUAUCAGACUGUGAUCACAUAAGUGGAGAGCAGCAAGGCCUUGGUCACACAGCAAGUGGAGCGUUGGAGUGCUGGUGGGAGGGAGGGAGGGAGGGAGGAGAGAUUCACAUUCUGGGUUCUUUAAUUCCCCAGAAACAUGUCACUGUACUAAUAUGCACAUGUCUCCUCCCAUCCAAAGCCUGUGAAUUUGAACCCUCUAGCAUCUGAGCUAUCUGCAUCCAGCCUUCAAAAAUAUUUCACUGUUUACUAA
Molecule: messenger RNA, 2131 nt
Organism: Oryctolagus cuniculus (rabbit)
Lineage: Eukaryota; Metazoa; Chordata; Mammalia; Lagomorpha; Leporidae
Source: RefSeq, a predicted model, not a curated record